Cyanistes caeruleus (blue tit) is the source of this 1125-nucleotide messenger RNA. It is a transcript of the gene MIS18A, whose product is annotated as MIS18 kinetochore protein A. Gene Ontology annotation, biological process: chromosome segregation; CENP-A containing chromatin assembly. Lineage: Eukaryota; Metazoa; Chordata; Aves; Passeriformes; Paridae. Gene Ontology annotation, cellular component: nucleus; chromatin; chromosome, centromeric region. The record is from RefSeq and is a predicted model, not a curated record.
UCACUGCCGCUUCCUCGGCGGGCGAUUCGAAGGCGAUGUCGGAGGCCGCUGCCGGUCCCUCGUCGGGCAGGCGAGACACGAUGGAGCUGUGCCCGGAGCUGAAGAACUCGCUGUCGCUGCUGGAGCCGGGCGGCGGCCGGCCCGAGCAGCAGCAGCGAGAGCGGCGGGCGGGCGCGGCCUUCAUGCCCAUGGUGUUCAUGUGCUCCGGCUGCAGGCGGCCUGUGGGCGACACCUCGAGCUGGGUUGUCAAUGACGAGGAGAGCGGCUGCAUCCUGCUGCGCAGUGCGGCCGGCAGCGUGGCCGUGGACCCGGGGCGGAAGGUCUCCAAGCUCCCCGGCGAGAGUGGAUGCGUGGUAGAAACCUUAUUCUGCUCUGGCUGCUCAAGAACACUUGGCAGAAUCUACAGGUGCACCCCAAGGCAUCUCGACUACAAGAGAGAUUUGUUCUGUUUCAGUAUUGACUCUAUUGAAAGCUAUAUUCUAGGAAACCUGGAGAAGGAAGCUGAUCUUCACGAGGAACCGCUUACUCUUGAAAGUCGAGCUGUCUUGCAAGAGGUGCUGCAGAAGGUCGAUACAAUACUGAAUGCCCUGGAGACAAGACUGACCGUGAUUGAGUCCUGUGUGGCUACUCUGCACAGGCAGGUCUGAGAGGAAAUACGUCUUGAACUGUAGGAGAAUGGCAAAUGUGAAACUUGGCCCUGUAAUCCUCUGGGAUCUGUGGGAACAUUGCAAAGGCUGUGAGAGAGAUGAAAGCCAUGGGUGGCCUGUCCUGUGGGGGAGCAGUGCUGACUGAGACUGUGUCCCAGCCAAGAAGUUCCUCUUCUAUCCUUGAAGAUGAUACACCAGGGGUUUUCUUUGUAAUAAAGACUUCUGAUCAGUCAGCCUGUAGACUUGUGGUUUAUUUAAAUUUUUGUCUCUGAAAGCAAAGCGUUUAUCUCCUGACUUCCCUGCUAUUCAGUAUCUACUGAAAUGGGUAUGCAUUUUCCUAAGCAAAUCAAAAACCUCCCUGUGAUUCUGUAAUUUCCAAAAGAACAGCAUGAAGUGACUUUUCUUUUUCUUGUCUUCAUAGCUUUAGCUUGAUUUGUGCUCAAAGGCAGGAAUGACUCAAUAAACUGUAUGUGGUGAA